AUGGCAUUUGUUAAGGCACAAGCAUUUCUCUUACUUGCAGUUUUCUCAUCCAUGUUAUUUGCUAACAAAACCGAUUGCCCUUAUACUCAUCCACCAAAUGCUACUCAAACUUCCAAUAGAUUCAUUGUUGGAGGUUCAGAAAAUUGGCAUUAUGGUUUCAACUACAUGGAUUGGGCUCGAAAGACUGCUCCUAAUUUCUUUGUCAAUGACACCUUAGUGUUCAAGUAUGAUCCACCAAAUACAAAUGGUACCGGAUUUCCACACAGUGUUUACUUAUUACCAAACUACAGGAGCUUUAUCAAGUGCGAUUUCAGGAGGGCUAAAAGGAUAGCAGAUCCAACUCAGGGUGCAGGGGAAGGAUUUGAGUUGGUGUUGAAGAAAAUGCACACUUAUUAUUUUGCUUGUGGAGAGCAUCAAGGCAUCCAUUGCAAGACUGGGAAUAUGAAGUUUGCUGUGAUGCCUCUCAAACAUUGGCGCUUCUGA
This is a messenger RNA of Nicotiana tabacum (common tobacco), 483 nucleotides long. Lineage: Eukaryota; Viridiplantae; Streptophyta; Magnoliopsida; Solanales; Solanaceae. The record is from RefSeq and is a predicted model, not a curated record.